GAUUUAGCAGUGACUUCGUGCUCUCCUUCUUCUCUCUCCCUCUGAAAAAGCGUUACCGGCGGCUACCGGAGAUCGGAUACUCGCCGGAGAAUCGGAACUGUACGGGUCUAGGCCAAUCGCCGUUGAGGAUAAAGUAGCGGUAGAAGACGAUGAAGGUUUUUGUCAAGACUUUGAAAGGCACCAACUUCGAGAUCGAAGUCGACCCCAAACAGUUGGUUGCUGAUGUGAAGCAAAUUAUAGAGAAGGCACAGGGAGCAGAUGUGUACCCGGCCUCGAAACAGAUGCUUAUUCACCAGGGGAAAGUUCUUAAGGAUGCCACAACUUUAGAAGAAAAUCAAGUCGCGGAAAACAGCUUCAUUGUGAUAAUGUUGAGCAAGGCUUCACCGAGUGGAAGCUCCAGUACCCAAAGUGCCCCCAAAAGUCAGGUUCAACCUGCAAGUACUCCUAGCUCGGCGACACCACCAGCAGCAGCUCCAGCUCCAACCUCAGCUGUGGCACCGUCACAACCUGUUGUUGAAACUUCUGCUGUUGUAGCUCCAUCUGAUUCUUCAGUAACUGAUGUGUAUGGGCAAGCUGCAUCAAAUCUUGUUGCAGGAAAUAGUUUAGAAGCUACCGUUCAACAGAUUCUAGAUAUGGGUGGAGGAAGUUGGGAUAGGGAUACCGUUCUUCGUGCUUUACGUGCUGCAUUUAACAACCCUGAAAGGGCUGUUGAAUAUUUAUAUUCAGGAAUUCCUGAGCAAGCUGAAGUACCUCCAGCUGCCCCAAUUCCUGUUGGUGAACAGGUAAUGAAUUCUCCGGCAAUAAAUCCUCCCACCCAGGCUCCACAAGCAGCAGCUCCUACCAGUGGUCCCAAUGCAAACCCGCUGGAUCUAUUUCCACAGGGCGUUCCUAGUGUUGGUGCAAACGCCGGAGCAGGCAAUUUGGAUUUUCUGCGAAACAGUCCGCAGUUUCAAGCUUUGAGAACUAUGGUGCAAGCAAACCCGCAAAUUCUCCAGCCUAUGCUCCUUGAGUUGGGAAAACAAAAUCCAAAUUUAAUGCAGCUCAUUCAAGCCCAUCAAGCUGAUUUCUUACGCUUGAUAAAUGAGCCUGUUGAGGGGGGUGCUGAAGGGAACAUUUUGGGUCAGUUGGGUUCAGCGGCAAUGCCACAGGCAGUGACGGUCACGGCAGAGGAGAGAGAGGCCAUUGAACGUCUUGAAGCUAUGGGUUUCGAUCGAGCCCUAGUAUUGGAGGUAUACUUUGCUUGCAAUAAGAAUGAGGAGCUGGCGGCAAACUAUCUUUUGGACCACAUGCAUGAAUUUGAGGAAUGAUGAGCUGAAUGGAUUCUUCUGGUAUUCUGGUUCUGUGUCUGAACUCUUUACCAUGUGGGUUAAGUUUAUUAGGGUGUCUUAUUAUCCAAUUUCAUCUGUCGUGCAACUCUCCAGACCUUGUCAAUCCCUUUUAUGUUUGGAUGGCGCAAAGUUCUGUUUCAAAUAUUGGUUACAAUAUCAUUAUAGAUAUUCUUUUCCCAAAAGACGAUGAUUAUGUCUUUAUGCAAGUCAUAGAGGUGAUCUUUUGCAA
Molecule: messenger RNA, 1557 nt
Organism: Argentina anserina (silverweed cinquefoil)
Lineage: Eukaryota; Viridiplantae; Streptophyta; Magnoliopsida; Rosales; Rosaceae
Product: ubiquitin receptor RAD23d
Exons: 12
Coding region: 150-1307 (385 amino acids)
Biological process (GO): nucleotide-excision repair; proteasome-mediated ubiquitin-dependent protein catabolic process
Cellular component (GO): cytosol; nucleoplasm
Molecular function (GO): ubiquitin binding; polyubiquitin modification-dependent protein binding; damaged DNA binding
Source: RefSeq, a predicted model, not a curated record